UGCAUAUUGAGAAUGUCAUCCUAUUGCCUUUACAUGAAUGACAUCCUAGUUAAGUAAAGAAUUCUCUUGAUUCUCUUAGCGUUUCUUUAUCUUCUGGCAUCAAAUCUUUCUGAGGCGGGCCUGAUUUUUCUUCCUCCUUUGUAGGAGAAAUUUAGUAUCUUCACUGAGAUUUCUUGGUCUUCGUGAUUCUUUAUUGAUUUUUGUUUCCCUUUUAUACCAUAAGUCCUUUUGAUCUAUAGACUGAGGUCUUCUUUUAUUUCAGGAAAGUACUCUGUUUUUUAUUUCAGGAAAUUUUCUUCUAUUUUUGAACAUUUUUUUUUUCUAUUCCCGUAUUUAUUCUCUCUUCUUUAGGAACAUCAGUUAUUCAUAUGUUGGCUCCCGACUUUCUCUUUUCAUCCGUAUCAUCUUCUCACCAGUGACCUUUAUCUCUUUGCAAUCUGUGUGGUUUUUCUCAAACCUAUCCUUCCUAUUACUGAUUCUCUUUUCAGCAGUCUAGUUUCAACAUUCUGCUUCUCCUCUGGUUUUCAUUUCUGUGAUUUUAUUCUUUUACUCAGUUUCUUUCUUUAUGACUGCCAGCUCACUUUAUACCAUGCCAUUGUUUUACCUCUUCUUUGAUCUCUUGUUUCUUGGAUUCCACAGUCUCUUUGGUUUUUUGAAAGUAUACAGCUCUUUUUGGAAAUUUUCUUCUGUUUUCUGGAGGCUUUCUUUGAAAGGGUUCUUUUCAUCUUUUUUCAUUUGUUUGUUUGUGUCCUUGUUAUUCUUUCUGUUGUAUCUAUGCAUAGGUCCCAUUUGGAUCCUUUUUGCUUAUUACUAAUUUUGAAUGGAGUGGUUCUGUCAGAGCUUGCCAUUUACCAAAGAACUAUGUAGGUAGAUUCUCAUUGACUUUAUUUACCUUGGUAUUGUUACACUGCAUCUUUAGCACAUGAUGUUAUAUUGUAUCCUUAGCUCCUGAGUUAGAGGGUUGGCUACUGUUAUAGUUUAUAAUCUACUUAGACUGUAGCUUCUUCAAGAGAGACAGUUGGGAACUUUAAUUUGUCUGAUAUUUCUUAUGAUAUUUGUAUUAGCACACUUUUCCACUGAGACUGAUGAAUUCUUUAUCCUUAAGACAUAUACAGACCUAUGGAGGGUUCCCUCCUGGGAUUUGAGCUAUUUCUCCACUUUGUCACAGACAAGCAACUUAUUCUGGCCCAAAACUGGGCCCUUGCAGAGUUCUGUGUUGCUCAGGUUUUUUGUUUGGUAGUCAAUGUUUUCUUUAUCUCUGUCAGUUUACCUUGGUCCAUGGUUGCAUAGCUGAUUUCCUGGGUUUGAAGAAAAUGAAGAUUCAUUACAUUUUUUAGUCCAUUCUUCACUGUGGAAAAGGUCUCUUAAUGUAGUAGGAUGUUCCUUAAUUGUCUCAGAGCCUAUCAUCUCUCACAUCCAGGGGCAGCCAUUUUAGGGGGGUGCUGAUGGAUACCUGCGGGGUCGGCUAUGUUGCCCUUGGGGAGGCCGGCCCCGUGGGGAAUAUGACUGUGGUAGACUCUCCUGGACAAGAGGUGCUAAACCAGGUUGACGAAAAGGCUUCUUCAGAAACAACCAGUGUGGAGGCUUCCAUAGAGAUGUCGUUACCUCCUCAUUUGCCUGGAUUUGAGGAUUCUCUUAAUGAGAGGAGUCUCCUUCCAGAACAGGAAAGCCUCUCCAGACUGGAACAGCAAGAUCUUCCUUCAGAGAUGUCAAAGAUCUCAAAGCCUAGGGCCUCAAAGCCUGGCCGGAAGAGAGGUGGUAGGACACGGAAAGGCCCAAAAAGGCCCCAACAACCUAAUCCUCCAUCAGCCCCUCUGGUUCCUGGUCUCUUAGAUCAAUCCAACCCUCUAUCCACCCCCAUGCCUAAGAAACGAGGUCGAAAGUCCAAGGCAGAGCUGCUACUGCUGAAGCUGUCAAAAGGCCUAGAUCAGCCAGAAUCUCCACCUCCAAAGAGGCCCCCUGAAGAUUUUGAGACCCCUCCUGGGGAACGACCCCGCCGAAGGGCUGCCCAAGUGGCACUUCUUUAUCUCCAGGAACUGGCUGAGGAGCUCUCAACAGCCCUGCCUGCUCCAGUGUCCUGUCCUGAGAGCCCCAAGGUGAGCAGCCCCACCAAACCGAAGAAAAGCCGGCAGCAGGCAGCCUGUCCAGGUGGAGAAGGAGAGGAUGAUAUUGCACGGGAUGAAGACUUUGUUCUCCAGGUUGAGGCUGAAGAUGGAGAAGAAAGUGAGGCCCCAAGUGAGAGCUCGUCUGACCCCGAGCCUGCAGUGCCUCGAAGCAUCCCACGAGGAUCUACUUCAGGGAAGCAGAAACCACACUGCCGGGGAGUGGCUCCCAAUGGUUUACCAAAUCACAUCAUGGCUCCUGUUUGGAAGUGCCUCCAUCUUACCAAGGACCUCCGAGAACAGAAGCAUUCAUACUGGGAGUUUGCGGAAUGGAUUCCUUUAGCCUGGAAGUGGCACUUGUUAUCCGAACUUGAGGCAGCUCCCUACCUGCCCCAGGAGGAGAAAUCUCCACUGUUUUCUGUACAACGUGAAGGACUUCCUGAAGAUGGCACACUCUACCGAAUAAACAGAUUUAGCUCCAUCACAGCACACCCAGAACGCUUGGAUGUGUCCUUCUUCACGGGGGGACCACUCUGGGCUCUGGACUGGUGCCCAGUGCCAGAGGGGGCAGCAGCCUCUCAGUAUGUGGCCCUCUUCUCCAGCCCUGACAUGAACGAGACACACUCACUGAGCCAGCUUCAUUCGGGUCCUGGGCUGCUCCAGCUCUGGGGCCUUGGGACCUUGCAGCAAGAAAGCUGUCCUGGCAACAGGGCCCACUUUGUCUAUGGGAUUGCUUGUGACCAUGGCUGCAUCUGGGACCUCAAGUUCUGCCCCAGUGGAGCAUGGGAACUUCCAGGCAGCCCUCGGAAGGCUCCUCUCCUGCCUCGGUUGGGUCUCUUGGCUCUUGCCUGCUCAGAUGGGAAGGUGCUGCUGUUCAGUCUGCCCCAUCCUGAGGCCCUGCUGGCUCAGCAGCCGCCAGAUGCAAUGAAGCCCGCCAUCUAUAAGGUACAAUGUGUGGCAACCCUUCAGGUGGGGUCUAUGCAAGCUUCAGACCCCUCCGAGUGUGGUCAGUGCCUUAGCCUGGCCUGGAUGCCCACCCGGCCCCACCACCACCUGGCUGCUGGAUACUAUAAUGGCAUGGUGGUUUUCUGGAACCUUCCCACUAACUCACCCUUGCAGCGGAUACGGCUCUCUGAUGGCUCCUUGAAGCUCUACCCCUUCCAGUGUUUCCUAGCCCAUGACCAGGCUGUGCGUACCCUUCAAUGGUGCAAAGCUAACAGUCAUUUCCUAGUCUCUGCGGGGAGUGACCGGAAAAUCAAAUUCUGGGACCUUCGACGACCUUAUGAACCAAUAAACUCUAUCAAGCGCUUCUUGAGUACAGAGCUGGCCUGGCUUCUCCCCUAUAAUGGUGUCACUGUGGCUCAGGACAACUGCUAUGCCUCUUUUGGACUUUGUGGAAUUCAUUAUAUUGAUGCUGGUUACCUUGGUUUCAAGGCCUACUUUACUGCUCCUCGAAAAGGCACUGUCUGGAGUCUUUCAGGAUCCGACUGGCUUGGGACAAUAGCCGCAGGAGAUAUAUCCGGGGAGCUCAUUGCAGCUAUACUGCCUGAUAUGGCACUGAACCCAAUAAAUGUCAAGCGACCUGUAGAGCGAAGAUUCCCUAUAUAUAAAGCAGAUCUGAUACCAUAUCAGGACAGUCCUGAAGGUCAAGACCACUCUUCUGCUUCAUCUGGGGCUCCCAACCCUCCCAAGGCUCGAACUUAUGCUGAAACCGUCAACCAUCACUACUUGCUCUUUCAAGACACAGAUUUGAGUUCAUUCCAUGGUCUGCUCCAUAGAGAACCAAUGCUGCGCAUGCAGGAGGGAGAGGGGCAUUCAAAGCUCUACCUGGACAGGCUGCAGCUAGAGGCUAUUCAUAAGGUACGUUUCAGCCCAAACCUGGACUCCUAUGGAUGGCUGGUAUCUGGGGGGCAGUCAGGGCUGGUUCGGAUCCAUUUUGUCCGCGGACUCACCUCCCCACUGGGCCACCGUAUGCAGCUUGAAAGCCGAGCCCACUUCAGUGCUAUGUUCCAACCAUCCUCCCCUACUAAAGGGCCUGGCUUCCCUCCAAUCAGCCACCGCCUUCUGCCCAGUCCCUAGUCAUGGUCCACACAGGACCUUGGAAUGAAGUCUGCCAAGAACAAAUGGCUCCCAUGCACAGAGCCAUAGGAACUGGGGCCUUCCUGAACAGUGAUGCUGCCAGGCCUGGAUCUUUAGACCUGCCUCCCCAGGACUCCUUAGAGCCCUCUCCUUCCACAGACUUCUCCUGUCAUCACAGCCCCCUGCGGGCAGGGGGGCUGUCCCUCCACAAACUCGCAAGCCUCCUCAGCCUAAAACUAUGGCUCACAAGAAACACUCAGGCCUGACCUAGGCUUGGGAGUCAAAUUGCUCAUAUUGAGCAUAUUGUGAAGUGGGUAAAGCUAAGUAAAGGUUCUGGGUGUUUUUGAGACCACAUGUGAGUGGGUGUUUGGAGAAUUGGAAAGGGUAUCUGCAUGAAGGCUCCUGUUUCACUAUAUCCCAGGAUCCAAUAUUACUACCUUCAAUAAUUUCCUGUUUAGAGUAACCAACACACAGGCCCAUGAGGGGGUGAGGAUAAUUUAUUGGACUGAAGCUGCUUAUAGUACUUCUUGGGCUGAGGAACACCACAGACACCCUACCAAUAGAACAGCAGCUCAGAUCUUACUUGCUCCUGCUUAUGAAGUAUUCCUGAUCACUGGUCAUCUGACCCUGCGUGAACACUCCUAGACAGUCAUGUUUUAAAAAAAUCUUCCUUUAUAUCAAGUCAGAGUAUACCUCUACAAAUUUUACCAUGAGUGUUAGGAAAUCUAGUCAUUCUUCCCUGUGUUUGCCCUUUUAAGUAUUUAACAAUAGCUAUCAUGUGUUUCCCAAGUCUUUUCUUCUCUAGAUUAAAUAUCUUUAGUUACUUUAACCAUU
Molecule: messenger RNA, 5015 nt
Organism: Diceros bicornis minor
Lineage: Eukaryota; Metazoa; Chordata; Mammalia; Perissodactyla; Rhinocerotidae
Gene: GTF3C2
Product: general transcription factor IIIC subunit 2
Exons: 19
Coding region: 1446-4181 (911 amino acids)
Biological process (GO): transcription by RNA polymerase III
Cellular component (GO): transcription factor TFIIIC complex
Molecular function (GO): protein binding
Source: RefSeq, a predicted model, not a curated record